GGCAUUUUGAUUUCUGCAGAGACAAAAUCAGUUGUCCAAGUUGAGACAAGGCAAGAGGUAAAUACUUGUUCACAUUGUGAAAACUGUUUGUUAUCAUGUUAGAAGAAAACGGAAGUCAAUGACUAAGGUUCAUUGUAAGAAAUUUCUGUCUAGGAAUUGGCAAAAAAAUGCCCGUUUUGAACAAAUAUGGAGGAGCAGAACGAGGAAAGAGGAGGAAGUAGAUGAAAUGUGUCAUUUUUAUGAAGUUGUUCGUGUUGAUUUUCAGGAAAGCUCUAAUGAUAAGAAAGAGCAGCAAGAUAUGUCUUUGGAGGAUCACAGAAUCCUAACUGGCUAUUUGCCUCUACUGAGAGAGUUUAUUCCAAGUGCUGCUGAGGAGAUUGAAUCCGAUAUCCAAGCUCACAUCUCUAGUCAAGUUGAUGAUGAGGAUUUCUAUGAUGUGCUGUAUGACUCGGAAUAUGACAGUGAAGAUUCAAAUGCUGAAGAUAAUCCAAGAAAUUAUUAUCCUGAUGAGAUCCCCAAAGAGAGAGACGAAUUGGAGAAUGGAGACGUAAUAGCGUAUGAAAAUGAGACUUACGAUGAUUACGAAGAAGAGGUUAAUGAUUCUGAUUAUACUAACGAUAAUGAUAACGAUGAUGGUGAAUAUUGGAGAUGGUCUACAGGUAAAAUAUAGGACUCAAUACCAAAGAUUGGUCACACUACCUCAUCCUCUUUUCCUUGUAUUGUAUUUUCCCAUGUCAGUUCGAAAUGAGAUGCUUUUGUAAUACAAGGGUAUCGUUUUAUCCUUUCCCAAGAAUUUGUUACUUAUUACAUGUUGAUAUAAACAGGGAAAUUUAAUCAACUGAAUUUUGACAU
This is a messenger RNA of Rubroshorea leprosula, 852 nucleotides long. The record is from the annotation of a GenBank genome assembly. Lineage: Eukaryota; Viridiplantae; Streptophyta; Magnoliopsida; Malvales; Dipterocarpaceae.